Molecule: messenger RNA, 2232 nt
Organism: Aspergillus versicolor CBS 583.65
Lineage: Eukaryota; Fungi; Ascomycota; Eurotiomycetes; Eurotiales; Aspergillaceae
Product: fungal specific transcription factor domain-containing protein
Exons: 3
Coding region: 12-2165 (717 amino acids)
Biological process (GO): aromatic amino acid catabolic process; positive regulation of transcription by RNA polymerase II
Cellular component (GO): nucleus
Molecular function (GO): DNA-binding transcription factor activity, RNA polymerase II-specific
Source: RefSeq, a predicted model, not a curated record
GUUCCGGUGGCAUGCAUGCAAAAGAGCCAUCGAAUGGGCUUGCAUGCAGUGAACUCGAGGAUUGCAUGAUGGAGCAGGUCCAGCUGGAGGGCCAUGUAUCGCCUGUUACGAGGGCCCAUUCAACUCCAUCGAGCCAUGGACAACCUUCUAACUGUUCUCUGCAUACUCGAAUCCCAGACUUCAACUCAAUGGCCUCCGCCGUAGGGGGUGUAGGUGAGAGCGAUACGACACAAGCGGUCAUUCAGGCCUCGAUAUCCAAUGACGGUGACACCAUGCGAGUUCUGCAACAGUCCUCGAGGCACCAGGACAAUCUGGAACAGGGGAACGGCCGUGACCACCCCCCUCGUCCGACGGGGUCAUUCAUCUCAGAGCCUUGCCAUCCAAGCAGCGACAUCCUCCGCCUCUGGAACUCGCUACGUUUUGUACGGAUGGGCUGGCUGACUGCAAACGAGGCAGUCUCGUACGUUGACUUAUUUUUUCAAAAUCUUUCGCCUCUAUCCCCAGUCCUGGACGACCACUACAGUCACCACGAAAACCACUACUGGCUCAUCACCCAAGAGCCUCUUCUUUGCUGCACCAUUCUCAUGAUCUCCUCUCGCUUCCACGCCCUCCGCAGCACGAGCAGCUGGUCGCGCAGCGUCGCCCUGCACGAACGUCUUUGGGAACACUGUGAGCACCUCGUGACACGCAUUAUCUUCGGCCAGGAGAAGAAAUCCAAGGCCAAAACGCGCACCGUCGGCGCCAUCCAGGCCCUCAUGCUCAUUACAGAGUGGGCGCCCAGAGCCGUCUACUUCCCGCCAAGGUCGGACGGCUGGGACUCGGAUUUGAUCUUCCAGCUCCCCGACGACCGCGACCAUCCCAGCGGCAAUGCAGCAGAUGUGGCGCAGGAUAUCAACGGGACCUGGUUCCGCGAUGUGAUUGCCCCCGCAAGAAGGAUUGAUCGCAUGGCUUGGAUGCUCCUCGGAUGCGCCGUCACCCUCGGCCAUGAGAUUGGCAUCUUCGACGCGACCAAGGCCAAGAUGGCCGUCGCUGGCUUGGGAUCCCCAGAACAGCAGCGGCGCCGCUUGUGCUGCUACAUCUGGCUGCGGAAGGCCAUUUUCAUUGCGGAUGAGCAGUUCUCAAAUCGACUGGGGUCUACGUCGCUGAUCCCGUCGAGCUUGAAUUCGUCUGCCUUUGAGCCUUUGCCACUGGCCUCAACUGCGCAGGUCGAAAAGAAGUGUGUCUUUAUUGAUGGCCAGCUAGCUCUGACGCAGUUGGCAAAGUCCAUCUCGAGUACGCUGUUUUCCUCGACCGCGGCCACGCGGGAGCUCAUCCAGAGCUACAAGUACGUGGGCAGUAUUGAAGGUUUCCAGCAGCAGCUUCUAGCUUGGAGAGAGGCAUACCUUGAUAACAGAGGUAACCAUCUCUCACAGCACGCCCGCGAAUUACUCGCUAUAGAGUAUCAAUAUAGCCGCAUUUUCCUCAACAGCCUCGGAAUGCAAGCCGCCGUCGACCGGUCCGCUGACUUCCUCACAAGAGGCCAAGAUACCACAAGUUCAUCCGACCAGACUCCUUCGACGUGGGUCCGGAAUUUCGCGGCCUCGACCGAUCUUCAGUUCGUCCUUGAAGUGAUCGACGGAGGCUGCCAGAUCCUGCAGAGCGCCAUCCGCCUCGCCGAAACAGGCACACUGCGAUACUGUCCGACUCGCGUCAUCGUGCGCGUCAUUGCAGCCUCCGUCUUCCUCGUCAAGGCCCUGGGAUUAGGCGUCGAGCGAACCAGGUUGGAAGCGUCGCUGGACUAUUUGCAGCGUGGCAUUGAGGCUCUUCGCAAUAGCACCUGGGACGAUGUUGAGCUUGCUUCGCGGUAUGCCGCGGUACUAGCCCUGCACCUUGAAGAGUAUAAGCGCAAGUUCGUGCUGAAACCAUGUCGCCAGGGCGUUGAAGCGACCGACCCAAAUGCGUGUGCAGUUUCGGUUGUGGAUGAGCCUAUUGCAAACGGCAACGAUGACGCGAGCCUGGUGGACAUGCAAGUCUUCCAGAAUCCGCAGGACUGGCUGUCUAUUCCUCUGGAUAUCUCGAUGGCGCCUUUUGGAGCUCAUAUAGAUGAGGAUGAGUGUGCGGGACUUGUAGGUUUGGAGGAGGGUGACUGGAGCUUCUUGUGGAAUCUUCCUUCAUUUCCUGGCUAGACUUCACCCAUCGAAGUUGUAUAUAAUUAAGGAAAUAAUAUUAAGAAUGAACGUAUCCGAGGUACCG